Lotus japonicus is the source of this 1947-nucleotide messenger RNA. RefSeq lists its product as uncharacterized. The record is from RefSeq and is a predicted model, not a curated record. The coding region runs from base 69 to 1814 and encodes 581 amino acids. Gene Ontology annotation, molecular function: polyamine binding. Gene Ontology annotation, cellular component: periplasmic space. Lineage: Eukaryota; Viridiplantae; Streptophyta; Magnoliopsida; Fabales; Fabaceae. Gene Ontology annotation, biological process: polyamine transport. The transcript has 7 exons.
UUGGCCUUUUGGUUUGGGGUACAAUACCAUACGCUGAAAGGGUGAGGUCGUAUCUUCAUCCCCCUACUAUGGCUAUCCCGCUACAAACACAUCACCCUCCUUCUCUACCUUCACCGCGUUACCCUUAUCUCUUCCAAAACCAUAACCCUAACCCUAACCCUCUCCAUUCCUUCCUUAUAAUCCCCACCAAAUCCCCAUUGCGAUUCUCCGGGCACCGGAAUUUCACACACCGCUCGCCGGCGUCGCUCACCGCAGCUGCACGCCGGGAACCUUCAGAAACGACGCCGCUCAAGUUACCUCAGGCUCUCGUGCGACUCGCCGUCUCCGCCGCGCUGUUUCUCUGCCUCGGCAUUCGCGCGUGUUCGGCCUCGUCGCUGCCACUAACCGCCACGGUUCAGCAGGAGCAGCAAACUGUUCAAGACGAUCAAGGUGGAAGUGAACAUAAUGACGAAGAAAUGGUCGCAGAUGAUCAAGGUGGAAGUGAGCAUAAGGAUAACGAAAUGGUUGCAGAUGAUCAAGGUGGAAGUGAACAUAAUGACAAAGAAAAUGUAGUAGAUAAGGAAUUAGAAGAAGCUUUUAAUACUUGGAAGUCUAAGACAUACUCAUUGACUGUUCCUUUGAAAGUUAUUGCUCUACGUGGCUCUAUGCCUCCUUCAUGGAUCAAGGAUUUCAUCAGUUCUCAAGGGAAGAGAAUGAAGUUUAACGUCAAGUAUUAUGCAAGUCUUGAGGAUAUCUUUUCUGGUCUAUCAAUUCCCUUUGCUAAAGGAAAUAUUGGCCCAGAAUCUGCUUUAGCAGCUGAUAUUGUCGGUGUUGGGGAUUCAUGGCUCAAGUAUGCCAUUAAUAAAUCAAUUAUUGAGCCAAUACGAGAUGUGGAAAAUCAGGAAUGGUUUAAAAGCUUAGAUGAAAAAUGGAAGGUAUACCUACGCAGGAACUGUGAUGGAGAAAUAGAUCCUAAAGGUGAUAUAUGGGCUGCUCCAUAUCGAUUGGGCUGCAUGGUUAUAGCAUACAAGACAAAUAAAUUUCAAAAACAUAAGUUGGCUCCUAUAGAGGACUGGGCAGAUCUGUGGCGGCCUGAUCUUGCAGGAAGGAUUUCGAUGGUUGAUUCUCCAAGAGAAGUUAUUGGCGCGGUUUUGAAGUAUAUGGGGGCUUCAUACAACACAAAUGACAUUAAUUUGGAAGUCAAUGGUGGGAGAGAUGCUGUUAAACAUAAUUUGGCUUUGCUUGGAAAACAGGUUCGACUCUUUGAUAGUGCGAACUAUCUAAAAGCUUUUGGAGUUGGAGAUGUGUGGGUAGCUGUCGGAUGGAGUAGCGAUGUUAUUCCUGUUGCUAAACGCAUGUCUAAUGUUGCAGUUAUUGUUCCAAAGUCUGGAGCGAGUUUAUGGGCAGAUCUUUGGGCAAUUCCUGCUGCUUCUGGGAUUCAGACGGAUCGGAUUGGUGGGCGCAUCAGGGGGCCAUCCCCACUAAUCCAUCAGUGGAUAGAGUUUUGUCUGCAAUCCGCAAGAGCACUGCCCUUUAAGCAGGAGGUGGUCCCAGGUGCCUCUCCCUCUCUUCUUCAAGGUCAUUCCGCCAAUGUGUCCGUCGAGUUCAAUAAAGGUAGGCCGAGGCUAAAUACCAAUCUCAUUGAGGGAGCACCCCCACCAGACAUUGUAGAAAGGUGUGAGUUUCUAGAGCCAUUGUCUAAUUCAACAGUGUCAGAUUACCACUGGUUGAUUGCCUCUAUCCAGGAACCUGGCCAUGGAUUGAUACACAAAAUGCAGCAAUAUAUUGCAUCAGUGGUUAAAUUUUCUUGGGGGUUUAAUUCAAAGGUUACCUGAAUUGAGUUAGUUACUGAUGAAUACGUAUCAACGAUUUUUGAUUGACCAGAAACUUCAAAACUACAAUGUAAUUAACUCUUGUGGAGGUUCACUUUCAAGGUUACAGAUUGAGAGGCUGUUGUUAAACCACAAA